This is a messenger RNA of Triticum turgidum subsp. durum (durum wheat), 588 nucleotides long. Lineage: Eukaryota; Viridiplantae; Streptophyta; Magnoliopsida; Poales; Poaceae. The record is from the annotation of a GenBank genome assembly.
AUGCUGGGGCAUCUGGCCGGGCUGGUGAAGGUGCGGGUGACGCGCGGGGUGAACCUCGCCAUCCGCGACCUCCGCUCCAGCGACCCCUACGUCGUCGUCCGCAUGGGCAAGCAGAAGCUCAAGACGCGAGUGGUGAGGAAGAGCAUCAAUCCGGAGUGGAACGACGAGCUGACCCUCUCCGUCGAAGAUCCCACCAUUCCUGUCAAACUGACAAGCAGCCGAAAUGGUGACUGGAUGAGAGACAGCUGCCUGAGAACCAGCUCAUUGCUUCUUGUUCCUGUGCAGGACGUGUUCGACAAGGACACAUUCUUCGACGACCCGAUGGGCAACGCGGAGCUGGACAUCGGCCCGCUGGUGGAGGCCGCGACGAUGAGGAUCCAGCUGCAGGGCGUCGCCGACGGCACCGUGGUGAAGAAGCUGGUGCCCAACCGGCAGAACUGCCUCGCCGAGGAGAGCGCCGUCUACCUGUCCGAGGGCACGGUGAAGCAGGACGUGGUGCUCAGGCUGAGGAACGUCGAGUGCGGGGAGGUCGAGCUCCAGCUCCAGUGGAUCGACAUCCCAGGCUCCAAGGGCGCAUCAGGCUUUUAA